ACCACCGAAGAAGUAACUUCGGAGCGAAUACCGAGGUAACUAUUAUUUAACCUGUGACCGAGCGAUAACCUGCGAUUCAUACGGACUACGGAGCCCUGUGAUUGUUGAGUAUAAUAAAGAAGAGGAAGAGAACAAACUUUCGGAACCUGUCAUCCUGGUUUCACUCCACUAAAGUACACUGUAAUACAACACCACUUUAUCAUUCUCAGUAUAUGGUAUAAUCUGUGAUAUGAAACUCUCGAGUGCUUGUUAAAGACUGAAUAACUAAUAAGGAUAAAUAAAUAGUGCUUUUUAUCUACCAAGCGUAUGACUCAUUCGGAGGUUCGACUUAUCUUUCAGCCGACAGGCCGAAGGUCGACUUGUACAACUAAUUUGUAAUAACCCGUAUAUAGCGUCUGGUCGCAUACCUUUAUAUAUUUCAAUCUUCCUUACAAAGGUCACAGGUUAAAUUGCGAUCCUGCCUACCCCAAUAGAGAUAACGAGCGCCCUAACCCUUUGUCCGUUGUCAAACAGGAAACACGCCUUAGCAGUCAUAUCAGUUAUCUGCUUUUCACUUAUCUUCCGGUAUCUGAAGCGGUUUAUCGCUUAUUGUAGAUUAUUUCAGUGUUGCCUUUCGCGGCUGCAGUUGUGUUGUUAAUAUUUGUAACAUUUUGAUAUAUUCUGUAUUUCCCGCCGCGUUUCUGGUAUCGUAGACAUGGAAACGUUCUCUGAUAUCAACCCGUUUAAUUUAAACGUGGCUAAUACUAGCCAAUUGCCGGACAAAGGCAAACAUCCCGAAGACGCAUCAAAAGAUAAAGUGAAGUUCGAUCCUGAAAGUUUAUAUUACGACAUGACUGGAGAGAAGUACCUCUUUAUAUUCAACCACGAAGAGUUUGAUCCGGAAUCAACGUCUUAUUACCGCAAGCCUCCGGAGAAGCGCACAGGCACCGACGAAGACGUGAAGAAACUAAAAAUCACAUUCGACAAGCUCGGAUUCAAAAUCGAGGAAUUCCACAACAAGAAACGGUCCGUAAUUUGGGAUACGUUUUGUAGAAUUCGUGCAACCAACUACAGCAAAGCGUCCUGCUUCUGCGUGGCUAUUCUGACACAUGGCUUGUGUGGCGGUGACCUAUGCGCAUAUGACACAACCUACCCGUUUAGCGACGUGCUGAAGCUAUUCGAGAGUCACCCUACAUUGGCUGGCAAGCCCAAGCUGUUCUUUAUCCAGGCUUGUCGCGGCAGGAGCUUAGAUGAUGGAAACAAGAUCGGCAUCGACGGUGCUAAGAAGGAUAAAGUGUUCACCAUUCCGUCACAUGCCGACUUUCUCAUCAUUAGGUCUACAGUGGAGGAUUACCUCUCGUACCGUGACUGUCGCGGAUCAUGGAUGAUACAGGAACUCUGUAAAGCAAUCAUGAAGUACCCACAUCUGGAUAUUCUACACUUGAUAACCCUGGUGCAGAGGGAAGUUGCAUAUGGUUACGCGACAAAUACACCCGGGAAAACUGCCACUCACAACAAGCGUCAAAUGCCUGAAACUACGUUUACUUUGACGAAGUUUCUCAAGUUUUAAAUAAGGAAUGGUGAUGCAUU
Messenger RNA from Pectinophora gossypiella (pink bollworm), 1569 nucleotides. RefSeq names its product caspase-1-like (gene ICE). NCBI's taxonomy places the organism in Eukaryota, Metazoa, Arthropoda, Insecta, Lepidoptera, Gelechiidae. Gene Ontology annotation, cellular component: cytoplasm. The record is from RefSeq and is a predicted model, not a curated record. The coding region runs from base 695 to 1549 and encodes 284 amino acids. Gene Ontology annotation, biological process: proteolysis; apoptotic process. The transcript has a single exon.